Amoebophrya sp. A120 is the source of this 1749-nucleotide messenger RNA. The record is from the annotation of a GenBank genome assembly. Lineage: Eukaryota; Dinophyceae; Syndiniales; Amoebophryaceae.
AUGUACAAGGGGCAGUAUCUGGGCGGCAAGUGGCACGGCGAAGGUUUCUACAGGUUUAAGGAUGGGACGACGUACGAGGGGCAGUGGAAGGACAGCAGUUUUCACGGAACCGGCGUGCGCAAGUACCCGAACGGGGCGUCGUACGAAGGGCAGUGGCAGGACGAUGAGUAUCAUGGUUACGGCGUGUGGAAGUGGCCAGACGGGACCAAGUACGUAGGCAAUUGGCAGGGCGGCAAUAUGCACGGCGAGGGCGAGUACACGUUUUCGGAUGGGACGUCGACGUACAAGGGGCAGUUUCAGGACGACAAGUUUCAAGGCUACGGCGUGCGCACGUACCCGGACGGGGCGUCGUACGAGGGGGGGUUUAAGGACGACAAGCGCGACGGCAGUGGCGUGUACAGGUCGACUGUGUAUACGUACGAAGGGCAGUGGCAGGGCGACAAUUUUCACGGCGAGGGCAUGUGGGUGCAAGUAGUGAAGGGGGACAGGUACGCGUACGUAGGGCAGUUCAUACACGGCAAGCGGCACGGCAAAGGCCUGUACACGUGGCCGGAUGGGGAGGAGUACGAUGGGCAGUGGGAGAACGGCGAGAAGCACGGCGUGGGCACGACGGUGGCUUCGGAUGGGGACAGGUACAAAGGGCCGUACAUGCACAACAAGCGGCACGGCAAUGGCCUGUACACGUGGCCGGACGGGACGAGCUGGCGCGGGGAGUGGAGUGAAGGUAAAGUGGGCUUUUGUGGUUCACCCAAAGGCGUCUGCAUCAAGCGCAGCGGCCAGACUGUUCUGAGCGAACAAGAGUCAUGGUUCUCGGACUGCAAGCCGAAGGGGCCGCAGGAAGCACAUGGCCCCUAAGGCGGUUGAGGUUGUGUUGAGGUUGAUGGUAGUGAUGAUGAUCAUGGCCAGCAGGUAUUUAUGCGGGUGGCGAGACUCCAACAGAUUCAGAUACCAAUGGAUCGCUGAAGGAGCCGUCGGACAGUGUCGCUUUAUGUCAUGCGCAUCACUUCGGCAAAGCGAAACAAAGCAACGCACGAAGAUGAGUAGUGCCGCGAGUUUCUAUUUCAUUCCCGCGUAUUUCUUUGUCGAUUAUGAUGUGAAUUUCGCUGCCUAUCAAAAUGCCCUCGAGCUCGAGCUGCAGUGCCCAGUGAACUUCGGCGCCUGGUAUCAGAACUUCUAGAGAUAGCGGCAUCAGAUGAUUUUUUGUGCACCAACGUGCUUUAUCUCUAUUCGCGACUAUAUCCGCCUUUGAGCCGAUUUUUACGGCGAGCUGCGGUUCAGCUUCUCCCUAUUUGUCUUGUGUAUUCGUUCGAUUCUCAUAACAUGCUUAUGCUUUGUGACCCGUUUAUUUUUUUUUUUUACAUUUUUCGACCCAUACUUACUAUAUUUAUCUUUCUAACGAUAAUUUGAAGAAUGUGAGCAAGUGCUUGCGUAGUUUGCAUUUAAUAUUAAUAAAGACUCGCGCAAUAAAAUUGAUUUUGAUUUUUUUUUUUCCACUAGCGCUAUACCUUCUGUAUCUGCAUUUAACAUUUUAAUCUCUGCUUUCAUUUCAGCCCCUCCAGCAACUCCAUUUUAAGAACCCCACUUGAAGAUGAAGACGCCAGCAUUUUUCGGAGCGCUGAACUACUAGACGCGGUCGCCAAGAACGACUCAGCUCACUCUUAAAAGCCUCCGUGUGCCCGUGUCUGAAUGAAGACGAUAAACCAUAAAUCAAAUGCAUACUAUCGCCGUCAGGCGUUAGCAUUCUGCAUG